This is a messenger RNA of Dermacentor andersoni, 8834 nucleotides long. NCBI's taxonomy places the organism in Eukaryota, Metazoa, Arthropoda, Arachnida, Ixodida, Ixodidae. The record is from RefSeq and is a predicted model, not a curated record.
AUGGGAACGGUUCAAGUGCGAGGAGCCGGAAACGACGACUCCCCGGCUUGUUUGCUUGACCCUGGCUCCGGCUUCGUAGAAAGGUCCGGUGGUCUAAUUAAUUGCCGGUGCGUGCGAGUCCUCACCGUGCACGAAGAGUGGCCCCCGGUAGAAGCUGAAGUGAUUGCCCGGGUUUCGGGCGCUGGGCCCUUAUACGCCCUUCGACGACAUGAAGCCCUUCACUUCCUGAGCUUUCCACACGGGUCCGCGGCGAAGCUGGGUAACCUGGGGUCGUCGUCAAGCGGCCUGGCUUCGGCCAACGCUGCGGCCAAUGGCGCGGCCAGCGGCGGCGGCGAAGAGUCGCUGCAGUGGUGCCACAACGGUACGCACUACCUGGACGGCCGCGGUACCAUCCCGCCUCCCGGGGGCGCCAUCGUUAAGCAGCCCUGGCGAACGGACGGCACAAACAGCCAGGCGAGCGCGGUGGUGUACGUGCUCGUGGUGCUCCUGCUGUACGCGCUCGCCCUCGCCGUGGUGCUGAUCAAGUACGUCCGCCGGGAGCGCUACGAGGCCCGGCUGUACCACCUGUGCGACGAGUUCAUGCGCCGCGACCGCUUCCUCCGCCUCUCCAAGCGACACUCGUCCAUCCGCUCGAACAACCCGGCCGCCCGAGGGGACAACAACGAACAGGACGAAGGGAAGGUUUAGCUCCGGCCUUCGGAUGGUGCCCGCCCGCCCCGCGACCUCCCUCGACACUCAGCCCCCUUGUCGCUCCCUCGACCGACGCAGUUCUCCGUUGAAACGUACCGCGCGCAGUCCAAUCCCAUCGUCGCGCGAUUCCGUAUAACUUUUUUUUUUUGCGGAAACCUAAACAGAACCUCUGCGGUUUCUGCGAUGCAGUUUUACGGAAAUAGUACGCGAAAUGUUCGAAAUUCACGGACUGCAAGCGGAAGCGUUUCAGUAAGGAGUUUGGGUUGACGUUUCGGUAACGCUCCUCAAGCAAUUUGAGGUAAUUACGGGAGAAAGAUUCCCUGGCGUAUUUGAGUGCUCAGAAUGAUGGUUAAAAUAUUUGUCUCAAGAACUGUCUUGGGCGCACAAUAUCCAAAUUUGGCUGCAGCGUCAUAUAACGUUUGACAACUAACGAACCAACUAAAAAAAAUUGCAAGGAACGUUAUUGAACUGCGCCGACGGGCGUAGGGAACUGGCGAAGCUCCAUUUUGUGGAAUUGAGGUCAGGUGCAGAGCGAAAGAACGUUAGGAAUAUGGUGGUAAAUGUGCGGGACAGCUCCUCAAGAGUAGGUCCACCGCAAUCUCGCGUGCCGGUUGUGAAGCGUAGGUCACGUGGCGGCCCGUUCUUCCGAGCGUCUUUAGCUGGCCGUUUUUCGGCUCCAACGAGAAAUAACGUUACAGUAUACGCCCAGCUCGUUUGCCUUGAAUGAAGUCUUUUCUUGUUGGCCGCUCUAGUGCUACUAUAUCACCACAAAAAAUUGGCUCAUGUGAAGCAGUCUAUCAGCUAAUGCAGACAAGCUUGAAAUAAUUUUUCACCAGAAAGUUGACCCAGUUUUGCUUCCUUCCGUCGCACUACUCAGCGUGCUUCUGUAUCUACCUGUGGCAGUUACCAGCUGAGGGCAGGCGUGACAUAGCAUUUCUUUAUCUUUCUUCGCUCACGCGAACUGUCACGGCAACAAGAAGCCCCACGAACAAAUUACUUUACUGCAUGCCUUUAUUUGACAAUGUUUCUGUGGGUUGAGUAAUUUUUAUGUGGGGAUUAACGUCCUCAGAUGGAGAUAAAGAAGGAUAUUGCGGGGCUAGAAUAAACUGAAAAAUAGUUGGUUGCCUACGGAACUUGUCUCAGGAAGAUAAGUCCGAAUCGAAUCCCUUUUGCGCCUCAGUAAACUUCAGAUGCCAGGCUUAUGAUGAAACUUCAGAUAAUUAGCAUCAGGAAUUAAGGACCGAGAAGACGGAGUUUGAAGGCUUUUCUGUGUGUCGUUGCUAGCAGCAGGAAACUAUGACCAUAAAUAGUUCGUGCGACCAGCGGUAACUUAAACGAGGCGGAUGCUCAAUGCAAGAUGAAUACUUGAAAUGAUUGACAGUGGUAGAAGAGAUGUCUCUUGCGUCAGAGAUAUCCAUUGUUGCAGAAACAUUCCUUGUUCGACCACUCUUAAGCGUUAACGCAGCAGCUUCAAAGUGGACUUUGUAAUUUCUUUCGUGUCCUCCUCAGACGCAUGUACAACAACAGUUGGGAUUAUGAGACUCACUUGUUUUGUAACGAGCCAGCCUAACGCGUUGAGUACAUUGCAAAGACAGAAGGAAAGGGUGUAUAGAAAGGCAGCUGGGUUAACCAGAUAUAUUUCUGGUUGUCUACUCGGCAAGGGGAAGAAAAGAAAAAGAGAAAGGCGAUCGCGAACAAAGCAAAGAGCCUACACUACCCAGUGGUAGCAGGCGGCAUUAAUAAAGUACUUCCUUGGUGCUUUCCAGUGGUAUGAACACGAUAUAGCCGCUGACGUUCUCCACAAUAAUAAGUAAAAAAAUAAAAUACGUUACCAUUACGCGAGAUGCGGUUGACCUAAAGCUGUCCCGGCUGUCAUUCUGUACGCUCUCAAACUCCAUCAUAUUGUCGAAUUUGCCACCUUGUCAACUCUGAUUGGUUAACAAGACGGCUGCGCCGUCUCUGAUUGACUCAAAAUUUAAAGGUGGCGGAAUGCUGUCCAGCAUAGCACACCAGGCCCGACCUCCCCUAAGCCCUCAAGCGUUCCUCCUCCUCGCCCACCUACUUUCACAGAUUACGCGGUCGUGACGUGUGACGUCGCAGAGGAUGACGCCUGUACAGCGGAACGACUCGUGGCGCCUGCUGAAAGGCCAUGGAAGAAGGAUCACGUGAACAAGCCUUCCCAGUGGUUUCGAACCCCGCAGGGUUUCGUACAAGCACUUUUCUGAGGCGAGCAUCAGUUAUAGAAACUGCCGGUGAGAAUGCACCACUAUACGAAAGAACGAGAGAACUAAACACGGUUCUGACGAACCGUGUUUACUAAACCGAUCUUUUUUUUUUUUUCGUGUGUUUGCGCCACCGUGCAGUCUCGAAGCCGACCCGACCACUGGCACCGCGUUGCAGCUCGUAAUGAACGCGGCUGUACAUUCACAGCCGAGUCACUCAGGAGAUCGACGGGCGUUCAGAUGUUCCUAUAACGCUCACGUCGCCCAGCGUUUCAUCCAGCGAUCCUUUCGUUAAAAUCUCGGAACAGCGUGUUUUGUUCGGACAGCGCCAUGCGUGCAUAGUGCCUAGCUUACAGGGGCCGUGAGUAAACGUGUCAUGACACGUUCGAACCGCAGCGUGCUCACCUGAGCAUAGAGCUUGGGUGCCCGCUCUACAGAUUCGUGGUGAGCUCGCGGUUUCUCUCCGGCGAUUCGAUCUGCUGUCGAUUGUCCUGCAACAGUGAAAGACUGCUUGCCUGAUGAAGAUGCCGGAACUGCCCUGCAGCCAUGCUUGUUAGGUGUGGCCGAAGAAGUGCUUACUGUCUGCACUGUGACUGCGCGGGCACGAAAGAAAAGCGGUAGUCAGUCGUGGAGCGUGUCGCUCAUUUUAUGUCACGCCAUUUAAUAUUUUACUGAUGUUGGCAUGCUGGACCGAGAUUUUAAGUGCUACGCUCACUUUCCUUUCGUACACUUGUUGUUGAAGCCCUCAGAACGCGGAGGACUUCUUAAUCUGGCAGUGACGAGUUCCAACGAGAAACUCGCCUAAACUCCGAUACUUGAGGAAUGCCUUCGUUGGCUUCCAAUUACACAAAAUCAAGUACGGUAUGCAGAGAUCGUGAUUUGAUUGGUAUAUUACGUAUACAUAAUUCAAAUUUUCACGGAGUCACAUAACUCACAGAGUCACAUUUUUUAUAGGGCGGACCGUUGUGCAUUUUUCGCUACAUCAACAGCGUAGAUUAGACCGGCUCAUUUCGCAAUGCACGAUGCGUAGUCUGCCUGAUGACAGUUCCUUUACUGGCGUUCUUUGUCGACAAUGAAGCGCAGCGCAUUGCUUCUGCCUUACGUCCAAACACAACGCUGCUUUGAACCGCUUUUACUCUAACGCACUCUUAGUAAUGGGAGGCAUAAUCCUUCGCAUCUCCGGUGCCGAAACUUCCGAGCAACUAUGUCAUCUCACAGUCGUCAUCUCACAGUCGCCAAACAAAGUGGGGCAUCACUUUCCGCCAACGACAUACACUGGGCUGUUGCAGCUAGGCUUAUAUACGUCUCCCCGUCUCUCGAGUUGACCGCGCGGAGGCCAUGGGAGACGGCACAAGGACAGUGGCGAAGUAAACAGGAGGGCGACGACUGUGUGCCGAAAUCGCUCCCGGGAGACCUCUUUUCGCGUCAGCCGUCAUCUGCGGCACGGAUAUUUCGGGUUGUGCCUCACAGCGGACACUCGCGUUUGUACACAGACACACCCCGAACGUCUAGUUCCGUGCAGGGUAUGCUGGCAGGAGAGUCAGCUUUCGUACUUCGGCGAUGUGGAGCGUGUCCAGGAUUGUUAGGUUUGCGCGCAAUGGAUUCAUUGCUCUUUUUGCGUAUUUCUUGUGUGUGUUUUUUUAGUGAUAAUUAGAAGAGCGCUCAAGCUUGUAACUUAACGCUUAUUAGAAACCAAGGGCUAAAAAAGUAGAUAUAGCAAACCCUUGUAACAAAGUCAUCGAAACGGAAACUUGACAGUUGACUUCGUUAUAAGCAGUAGUUUUCUUUUUCUUUCUUUGGUUAAAAUGCCACAGUUUCUCCCGAAAGGAGAAGCAUCCAUUGUGAUAGCAAAUUAGUGGCCAUUGAUACAAAGUAAGGUUAGUAGUUUUAUCGGCCGUGUAAGCUUGUAAACAUAGGCACACUAACUUAAUUAAGAAGAAUGGAACAAGAAAACAGCUGUUCUAUGCGUAGCACUCGUGCUCUUAGCCUUCUCAAUGUAACUCAAGAAAAGCGAUACACAGUACGAUGAAGUGCGUGCGCAUUUCUUCUACGAUUUCAUACUCCGAAAACUUCUCGCAGUUUGGGGGGGGGGAGCGUAUUUUGUGUUGUUUAACGCUUCAGUGCAUGGCACAUUCAGCAGUGGGCCCAGUAACGCCUCUCAAUGGAAAGGCACACUUUCGAUAGUACUGCGCCGAUCUUCGUGGACGAAGCGUUGAUGGGAUGGGCGCGCCGAAUGCAACGGUCUAUUCCCACCGUCCCACUGACCGGACGCAGAAAUAAAAGGAAGCGCAUCGCGGAUAGGGGAAGCGGGCCGAUUGAUCGUUCACCGCGGACGGUGUCAGAGGAGCGUAGAAAAACGAAGGACUGGGGGAGCGGUAAGGGUGAUUCUGGCUUCGGGCGUGGUCUAUACGCACUAUCACAGAUUGUGAUGGAAGACAUCGUGAGUUGGCGCCCCGAUUUAUGACCGCAUGGGAAAGGAAAGAGAAAGAAAGAAAGAAAGAAAGAAAGGAAAAGGUGUAGACAACAUUCUGGUUCUUUACGACUCGCCUCUCGUCGGAUGCGAGGCACAGAACAGACGCGUACCUCGAGAGGGAAGUUGGCGACUUCGGUAGUUAUAUAUAAAAAAAGGAAAAGGCUAAAUUUAUAUUGCACCUUGUCAAACAGUGUGUGACAAAUUGCUGGCGAAUGUUUCAAGACAAUGAGCUCUCCAGUCUAAACAAAGACGCAGAGGGUGACAGAGAAUAUAGAAUGCGCGCUCUGUUACUAAAUGUCUGUGAGACAUCAUCGCAUGAAGCAUAGAAGUACUGCAUUCCGUGUUAUAAACUAUGUGAUAGUAUAGCGUUUGUUCUGUGCUUUCUGUCUUUGCGCAUGUAAUUGUUACGCUAGAAGAAUGCAUCCUCUAGAUGAUAGUGCAGCGUUUGUCCUGUGUUUUCGGUUUCUGUCGGCUUCUUUAAUUGUUACGCUUGAACAAUACGUUGUCUAAGCAUGAAACAACUAUUCGAGCUCGUUACCAUUACUGCAAAUACAUCGUCUGCUUGUUCUGUUAAGUAGAAAGUACAGCCUCCAGUACUUCUACAUUUUAUGCAACGUUGUUGUUUCAGAGAAAUUUAUGCGCACCAAAAUCUCAGUUCCCCAAAAGGCAGCAAGCUACACGCAUGCUUGUUUCAAAGGCUCGUGGGCUUCGUUAAGAAGCACAUACGUGUACGUUGUUCACGCUAUUAGAACAGCGUGGGUUUCAAACUAAGUUGUUCUCCGUUAUCUAGGUCGACGGAUUCGCCUUUGUUGUCGGUUCUUUUUCUUCUUUCCUGGAUGUUCUUUCAAUUAUCCUAGACUGAAUACUCCUGUGUUUUUCGCCUAUGUUGAACGACCAAACAUUCGCAGGAAUAAUAAGCUGGAACAUUUAGGAAUACCGCACGGAUGAGACACAGAAAACAAGCACCAAGCCAUCGUGUCAGAAGACAAACAUGGAAGAAAGAAAAAACAUUGUCACCCACCCGGCUGUUGCACAAACCUACAAAGCACGCUGCUACAAUCUGGCGGACGGUAAUUGGCCUUUGGCAGAAUCUUCCUUUAUCUUGCGGUCUUCCACAGAACUGAUUCGCCAAAUAAGUAAACUACAUGCAUCCGCUCAACUUAGCCACUGAGUUCCCAAUUUCUUCCUCUGUCCAGCACGUUCCAACCGCUUCCACAGCGUCUCCUUUAAUGUUGAUUAGAACAAAACAGCUCUGCAACCCGCUUGGCGCGUAUCCGUGACGCGACGAGAGUUAAUGAUUGCACAUUAAAUGUCUCAGCGCGCUGUGGUCUAGUUCCCACGACAGCACACCAAAUGUGUACGCAUAGUUAGGCAGGAGUGAUAGCUUAAACAUAGCGGAGACGUUUCGCACAUAGCAGGCGACUCUACGAAGGUUGGAUAUACUUGCUUCUCGCGAUUCGCUGCCAGAAAAUAGCCCGAGUAUGAAGGAGGAAUGUAGGUAUACGUGAUGCAAUUUGAAGUAAUGUGUAACGUCAUGCUUUUACGUCACAAAACAAGACGUAUUUCCUUCGUGAAAGUCAUUGUACAUUUGGACCUGUUUGCCACAGAAAAUUGCUUGCGAUCGAAGCUUAGUACGCCUCAUCCCGGAAGCACAAUAAUGCGCGACUCGGCGCAACUUUAGGUCCACGUGUUGUAGUUCUGAUAUGCGAAGUAGGGCGUCGCAGAAAUAGGGCGUCGCAGAUUAAAAAUAAGAAAGCAACCGCCACAUUGCGAAAUGCGCGGAGAAACGCUUCUACGACUCCACUAUCUACGUCGCUUCUGCAGCAUGUGAAACGCAGCAUAGUGCAGCCGCUUACCACGUGUUCGCCGGAAGACUCCUCCUGGCAAUAGGAGCGCUGACGGCAUCUUGCGGCACGUUCUGAUCAACCGUGUGGCACAAGUCCGGCCUCUUCGAAGGCGAAAGUGCAUGAAACGCAUUCUUCGUGAUUUUGUCCCUGCGCGCUCGUCUAGGUCGCCAGAUGAGCGUGAUGUACCGUGAAAGUGCGAUGAAGAUCCUUCUCGUUAGCUUGAACGCGGUCUCCCUAGAUGUCACCAAUAUCGCUCUAGCUUUGGCGUCUGCGUUGCGCGGUACUGCUAUGUACGCCCACUCUGGGAUGUCUCCGUCGUGCCGAAAUUGAAUCGCAGCUUGACGUGUGCGUCUUUCCCGUUCCCUGUUACCGUGGUCUUCGAUACGUAGACGAGAACGUCAGCGCUGGUGCUGACGCCCUGAGACUCUGCGUCAAACCAGAAUACGUUAGAAACGUCCAUUUGUGGCACAUAUAUUUUUGACACAAAAAAGAGGGAGAAGGCUGGGAACAUCUUCACGUCGGCAACGUCGCUACGACACAUUUACGGUAGCAGCGUGAGUGUGCGGUACAUUUUGCCGAUAGCGCAUAGUUUAAAGCAUAGUUACGAGGGGUCGCCACCAGCGUUGCUGUUUUCCGCGUUUUCUGCGGUACGAUGACACGGCUGACAUGCAACGGUAGUACCAAUAAAAUGAGCGCACUGACGUCAUCGUCGCCACCGUGAUUCUGAGCACGGUGACAGGCUGCGCGUGGUCUUGAUGGCCUUUCACCAACCGCGUUGUGGAAGUCAAGAAUAGACCAACAAAAUGGCGUCUCUUGCGUCCCGCGCUUGCUUCUACACGGCCGAAUAAACACUAUCGUGUGCAUGCCUGAGCUCCAGUAGCGGGACUCGUGACUGAGAAAGCUGCCUCGCUAUUCGCUUGCUUGCGCCGUGGUGCAGUGCCGUCACUAGACGACCCUCUUAACGACUUUUCGGACGGACAUUAUCCUUUUCUGGAUCUCGUGGACACACGUAAGGCUGGACUAACCCGUAGUGCUUGUUGUUGGAAAAUGUGUUCGUUGUGUUGUGUUCCAGCUGACUGACAGUGGCGCCUUCAUUUCGUGUCCUUGUCAUGCGCGUUCGCGCACAGUGUUUGUGAACUGUGUUCUUCCCUACGGGGGACUCUCGACACUGCGAAGCAAACCCUCUGUUUCCUUCCGCGCUUCAUUGACCUACGCAAGAAACGGCGUUGGGACCCAUGUGCUUGUUUCUCCGGUGUGCUUCUCUUUUUCUCCCUUGAGACUAACAGAGAUGUGGGACUAACCGCAAAUGAAGACGUGCUGUGAACACGCGCUCUCACGACUCUGCGUGUGAUUUCUUCUGCCGCAGCUGUUUCGAGAACUCGCCGCCAAGGGGCGCCAACGCCGUCUCAUCUUGUCCCCCCACCCCACGUUGUGCAGAACUCGUGCACGUAACAUUCUCGCUCUGUGUUUCUCUUCGCAUGUCUGUCUAACCUACCGCGAGUUUUUCUUUCGUAGCGGAUUCGACGCCGCGGCUGCUUGGCACAAGGCGAAGCUAAUAAAAGAUGGUUAUGCAACGAAUAAAGAGACAAGAAAAAAUGGCUA